AGAAAACACACAAUGCACGCACACAUAUCCUCUUAUCUAUUUCUCUUUUCCUAGUUUGUUCUUUGUCUUGUCUUUUGUAUGUUUCUUCUUCCAUUUUCACUUGUCUCCUUAGAGAAAACAAUAUCACUAUUCUUAUUCUUAUUGCUUUUCUGAUUUUGAUCCUAGUUUUGUCUGGAUUGUCAUUCAAUGACAUGAAUUUCCUACCCAUUGUAAUUUAAUUAAUCAACCAGUAAUCACAUUUUUGUUUCUACUGUGAACAAAUCAAGAAAACAGGGCAAAAACAUUGAUAAUUAUGCAUUCACAUUCACCGUCACUAUAUAGGUAGAUUAAUCAUUAUUUAAGGCAAUUUCAUUAUAAUAGAACAGUAUAAGAUAAAAUACGCCUUCUUUGGCCGGCUUUGUCACUUCUUAUAAGGUUUAAUUAACAACAUCACAACCAUUUCUUUCUUUCUAUCUAGCAUUGCAGUGAUUUAUGGAAAAUGAUGAGGGUGAUCCUACUUCUGAUCACAAGGUUAUUUUCCAAUUUAUUGUUGUAGUUUCAGCUGCAUUUGUUGUUACUUCAGUGUACCGACUCAUAGCCAUUUGUUUGUGUGGUCGAGGACCAACCACAACAAAUCAAAACCGACUACAACCACCAAAUCACGCUGCGAUACCGAGCCUCGUUGAAAGGACAUCCUCAUCAGUAGCUGUAGCACACCGAAUUCCAACACACAAGUACCACAAAAGAAAUAAAGGUGAUGUUUCGGAUGAUGAAGGAGGCACCUGUGCCGUGUGUUUGGGAGAUUUUGAGGAGGGUGAGGAGUUGAAGACUAUGCCGGAGUGCUUGCACUCUUUUCAUGUACAUUGCAUUGACUUGUGGCUCCAUUCGCAUUUGAGUUGCCCUAUUUGUCGCACUGGUGCUGGUGCUGGUGCUGCCCCUUUGCCGGCUGUGAGAGCAAAUCAUCACAGCAUAGAUAUGAAUAUGACUCCUCUUGGUGGUACUGCCAUGCAAAGUGGAUUCCUGAGAUGGUGAGAUUUUGGUUAUGGUGAUUUUCAGGAGUCAUACCGGCAAAGUACAUACACAACUAAUUCAGCAAUGUCAAAACAUGCAUGGGUAUUGCAUUUCAGUUUUAUAUCCUAGGUAUAAACUUUUCAGCAAUCAUAAUAUCACUAGUAAGUUAUUUUAAUGUAAUUUUGCCAACCUUUUGAAAAUUUCUAUAUUUAAAU
Molecule: messenger RNA, 1205 nt
Organism: Vicia villosa (hairy vetch)
Lineage: Eukaryota; Viridiplantae; Streptophyta; Magnoliopsida; Fabales; Fabaceae
Product: RING-H2 finger protein ATL52-like
Exons: 1
Coding region: 472-1011 (179 amino acids)
Biological process (GO): protein ubiquitination
Source: RefSeq, a predicted model, not a curated record